Messenger RNA from Didymosphaeria variabile, 945 nucleotides. RefSeq lists its product as uncharacterized. The transcript has a single exon. The coding region runs from base 1 to 945 and encodes 314 amino acids. The record is from RefSeq and is a predicted model, not a curated record. Lineage: Eukaryota; Fungi; Ascomycota; Dothideomycetes; Pleosporales; Didymosphaeriaceae.
AUGGAGCAAUCACCAUCUCAGUCACCGCUCACCACACCUGAUUCAGCAUCGUCAGGGCCCAGUAGUCGACGAGAAAGGAUGUUGCACGAUUUUCCGCGUGCGCACGUGACCAACCUCGGCGGUGGUAUCAUCGGACCGGUCUACCUCACUCGCACGCAAGACGGCGAGGUCCUCUUUGCCGAGGCACAAUUGUUUCAGGCACCCUUCAAACACAUGGUCAUCGACUCGCCGACGCUCUUGGAUAUGUUCAAAGGCCCGACGCAGCGGAUUGAUCUCAACGUUUUGGAUCAUCCGUGGCCUCAGUUUCGCCUCGAGCCCCGGGAAGAUAUGAAGUUUGAUGUUGCGCGCUUGACGCGAGAAGAGUACGUGAGGUCGGGUGACAAGUUGGAGCACGCGGUGAAGGGUCACCCAUACGCCUCGGUCAUGGAGGUCACGCCAUCUGUUCAGGUCGCGAGGAAACGGUCACAACAACCCAGCGUGUCAACCGAAGUACAAGGUACCCGGCAGUCUGAACGCACUUCGGCAAGGAAGAAGAGGCCAUCGAGGGACCCGGACGAGUAUGGUUUGGCGCUACCAAUUACCUUCCCCGCAAGCCCUUCACCUGGUGCACUCGCCGGCUAUGCGGUCGCCACGACGCUCGAUGACGCCCAGGCAGAAAACGUCAGAGAUCAGAUGUCUGUUCUUAAGGAGAACAUGUUCGACUUGUUGUCCGCCGAUAAUCGCUCAACAUAUGAGUGGGUCCUCACGACAGGUCUAAAGAGGCAAGGCAAGGAAGGAGCAAAGUUCAGAGUGAUUGUUGCCGAUAGGUUGCGAGAGCUCAUGAGGUCGCAAGGUGACAGAGCGAAAGAGCUGCAGUCCUUGCACAACCAAUAUGCGGAGUUGCAGCGGAGUUUGGAGAAGAGAUGGCCGUAUCAUCUGCCACAUAUCGACAAGCUUACGGCUUGA